AUGCGUCCCAGCUCUGACGAUGCUCGCGACAUAACUAACGAAUGCUCAGUCCGUCUUCGUCAGCAACGUUGGAGGGUGGCUCGUGGAUUUCAUCAAUCUGAGCGGAUUCCAUACAACGCGGAGCAGCCGACGUCUUCUGAUGAGUUUGACCCACGAAUCUCUUCAUCAUGUAUCUUCAUUCGCAAAGGAAUUCUUUUUAAAGUGCUUCUUUUAAAGAAGUUGUUUGACCUUGUUUUCACUACUUGGUCAUAUUGGUAG
Molecule: messenger RNA, 258 nt
Organism: Protopolystoma xenopodis
Lineage: Eukaryota; Metazoa; Platyhelminthes; Monogenea; Polystomatidea; Polystomatidae
Source: the annotation of a GenBank genome assembly